GUUCUGGCUUUAUGGUCACUGAAUGGCUACUUAAAUGGCGGGAAGUGGUUAUUGUUGUGGAAGUUAAUGGUUAUUGGCGUUAGAAUUUAUGACUAUGUAGUAGUUUAAUACUUUGUAGGCUAAUAUAUCUAUUUUUUGUAGUAUUUAAAGGCGGUUAUUGGGUUGGUGGGCGUUGUGUAGGACAUAAAGCCAAUCCAACCCAGUGUAGUCGUGAGGUAAAUUCUUUAGUUUUGAACAUAACCUGUAAACGUUUAAUCUCACAACAUGAGCAAACUAGAAAAUGAGAACAAAAAUGAGAAGUUUGAAGUUGAUGAAAAUUGUCCCGGAAGCAGCAGUGACAGUAACCAGUCUCCAACCAAAGAAAUUGUUUUGACAGACUUUCAGAAAGCACGUAUUGAAGAAAGAAGACAGAAAGCUCUUCUGUUGAGACAUAGGAAACUCAUACCUCACCCGUAUGCAAAAAUAGACAAGAGCUCGCCGGAGAAGAGCAUCAUCAAGGUGCAGGGCUCGAGGUUCGUCGACACGGGCGGGGGGUUCCUCCUGGAGGAGGACGACGACGCGGAGGAGCAGCUCAUGAAGCUGCCGCUGACGCACCAGCCGGCGCCGAUCAUCGAGCCCGACCGCCCAACCUGCCUGGAGUGCCAGGCCGUGUUCAACGACUCCUUCCUCUUCCAGACCUUCGACUACGCCGUGUGCGACGCGUGCAGAGAUAACGAUGACAAACACGCUCUCAUCACCAAGACCGACGCCAAGAAUGAGUACUUGCUCAAGGACUGCGACCUGGAGAAAAGGGAGCCCCCGUUGAAAUUUAUCGUGAAGAAAAACCCACACAACGUUCGUUGGGGAGACAUGAAACUGUACCUUCAGAUCCAGGUAGAAGAAAGAGCCCUAGAAGUCUGGGGCUCAGAGGAGAAAUUACUCGAAGAGAGGGAGCUAAGAGAGGAGAAGAAGAGUAAAGCAAAGAUAAAGAAAUAUAACAAACAAGUAAAAGCACUACGUAUGUCUGUGCGGAGCAGUCUGUAUGAUCGCACACAUUCAUCAUCACACGAGCAUACAUUUGGGCCGGAAACGUACAAUGAAGAUGAAGAUAAUUACUCAAGGACAUGCCAGACUUGUAAAUUUGAAGAAACGUUUGAAAAAAUGUGAUGUGUUUAAAAGAUCUAUUGUGGUAGUCUAUUGGGUAUUUAUUGUCAAUGGUUGAAAUUAGUGUAAGUAAUUAUGUUAUCUAUUUUUUUUUAUCAAGAGUAGCACUAUGUUAUACAUGGUGCAUAUUAAUUUUUAGGCAAUUUUUACUAUCAAAUGUUUUAUAUUGUUUUAACAUAUUAAAUAGGAAAUAUUAUAAUAUAAUUGUAAUGUUUACUUAAUGCUGCAUAUAUUAUGAAAUUCAAUGAAAAAGAGAUGAAUUUGAUC
Messenger RNA from Bacillus rossius redtenbacheri, 1410 nucleotides. It is a transcript of the gene Xpac, whose product is annotated as DNA repair protein complementing XP-A cells. Bases 265 to 1146 code for a protein of 293 amino acids. Gene Ontology annotation, molecular function: damaged DNA binding. The transcript has 5 exons. The record is from RefSeq and is a predicted model, not a curated record. Lineage: Eukaryota; Metazoa; Arthropoda; Insecta; Phasmatodea; Bacillidae. Gene Ontology annotation, biological process: UV-damage excision repair; nucleotide-excision repair, DNA damage recognition; nucleotide-excision repair involved in interstrand cross-link repair. Gene Ontology annotation, cellular component: nucleotide-excision repair factor 1 complex.